This is a messenger RNA of Nerophis lumbriciformis (worm pipefish), 951 nucleotides long. NCBI's taxonomy places the organism in Eukaryota, Metazoa, Chordata, Actinopteri, Syngnathiformes, Syngnathidae. The record is from RefSeq and is a predicted model, not a curated record.
AUGGCUGACGCUGACAUCCUGCUCAUGGAGACAUCGGAACAGAACGGUGACGAGGACCAGAACGGCGCAGAGGCCGAGCUGAUGGCCGACGACGACAACCAGGGCGGAGACGACGGCAACAAGAUCGACGCCAGCAAAAGUGAAGAAGAUGCAGGCAAAAUGUUCGUGGGUGGCCUGAGCUGGGAAACCAACAAAAAGGACCUCAAGGACUACUUCAGCAAGUUUGGCGAGGUGUCUGACUGCACCAUCAAAAUCGACGCGGCCACCGGACGCUCCCGGGGCUUCGGCUUUGUGCUUUUCAAAGACUCCGCCAGCGUGGACAAGGUGCUGAACCAGAGCCAGCACAAACUGGAUGGUCGCCAGAUCGACCCUAAGCGGGCGCUGGCCAUGAAGAGGGAGCCCGCCAGGAAGAUCUUUGUAGGCGGCUUGAACCCUGAGGCCACCGAGGAAAGCAUCAGGAAACACUUUGGCGCCUAUGGAGAGAUUGAAACCAUUGAGCUCCCGGUGGAACCCAAAUCCAAGAAGAGGAGGGGCUUCAUCUUCGUCACGUACAAAGAGGAAGCCAGCGUCAAGAAGUGCAUGGCAAAGAAGUUCCAAAGCCUUGGGGGUGGAACGUGCGAGCUGAAGAUCGCCCAACCCAAAGAGGUUUACCAGCAGCAGCAACAACAGCAGCAGUAUGCCGUAGGACGCGGCGGUGGAUUCAGCGGCCGAGGAAGAGGCGCCCGAGGAGGUCAGAGCCAAGGCUGGAACCAGGGCGGCUACGGGGGCUACUACAACCAGGCAUAUAGCGGCCAAGGCUAUGGCAGCUACGGAGGCUACAGCAGCUAUGGCGGCUACGACUACCCCUCCGGUGGUUACUAUGGAUAUCCCGGCUAUGACUACAGCCAGGGCAGCCCCAAUUAUGGCAAGGCUCCCAGACGGGGCCAUCAGAGCACCUACAAGCCAUACUGA